UCGCAAACCCCCCCCCCCCAACUCUGUCUCUGUGUCUCGCGGGAGCCUCUCACCGAGGUCCACUUGCUGCUGCUGCUGCUGCGAGAACGAGCGAGCGAGCGAAGCACAGAACGAGUGGUAAAGGCACAGGUGCGCGUGUUUGAGGAAGCCAUCGAGACGGGACAAUUGCCCGAGGGAGGCCGUCAUGGCGGCAACUGCGUCGAUGUCGUCCCUUACAUCCGCGUCCACUUCCUACCUCUCGCAGCGUGUGACUGCGUCUCGCGCUGCUGGGCAUGGAAUUUUCUCCAAAGUUAGCCCGAGUGACCAGAAUUCGAGCUUUUUCGGCGUCCGAUUGUGGGUACGCGGUGCCACUCAGCCCAAUGACAGGAAUCUGGGCGUUGGAUUUUCCAUUCGCGCUGCUUCUGGAGCUAAGGGUGAUCACCUUGUGAGAAAGGUAACCGCACGUGAAUUAGACGACAUCCUGGCUAACGAGAGGGAUUCACCGAUGGUUGUUGAUUUUUACGCGACGUGGUGUGGACCGUGCGCUUUACUGGCUCAACAAUUGGAACAGCUUGCCAUGGAAUACGGUGACAGGGUGCGCUUUUUGAAAAUCGACACUGACGAAGAGCAUGAACUUGCUGAUCAGAUGAAGAUUCGAGGUCUGCCUACAAUGGUUUUCGUGAGCCAAGACACAGAGAAGCUUGCAAUUCGUACAGAAGGGUUGUUAUCUUCUAAGGACAUUCGAGAUAUAAUUGAGAAAGAGUUAGAUGCUCCUCAAGGGGACCUGGCCAUGGACGCCGAGUGAAGGCAAGCUAGUUCGGAUUUUCACGUGUGAUUGAAGUGAAUUUUUGUAGCAUCGGAUCUUCACGAUGGUAUUCAAUCUUGAGUUGCCUCUCGACGUCUCGCAUAAAAAUGUCUUAUCUCCGCCUCCCCCUCGAUAAGACUAUCACGCUUGCCUCUAGAUACUUGUCAACAUUCAGCACUGAAUACUGUAUCAAAGUGUAUCAUUUAAUGCAGGUGGAGUUUUAUGUGAGUAUUAGAAACAACCAAUGAAUGAAUGUUCAUGCGUGCAUGAACUUCACAUGUACUAUUCAUUGUAACGACUUUCGUUUAACAAUACUUCUACAA
This is a messenger RNA of Physcomitrium patens, 1107 nucleotides long. RefSeq names its product thioredoxin-like protein CITRX, chloroplastic. Gene Ontology annotation, molecular function: protein-disulfide reductase activity. The record is from RefSeq and is a predicted model, not a curated record. Lineage: Eukaryota; Viridiplantae; Streptophyta; Bryopsida; Funariales; Funariaceae. Gene Ontology annotation, biological process: cell redox homeostasis.